AUGGCCGACAUCAACACCAUCGCGAAGCAGUUCACCGACUUCUACUACAACACCUUCGACACGAAUCGCGCGAACCUCGGCGCCCUUUACCGCGACAUGUCCAUGCUCACAUGGGAGGGUAGCCAACUCUUGGGUGCGACAUCAAUCAGCGAGAAGCUCGCGGGCCUGCCGUUCGAAAAGGUGCUGCACAAGGUCACGACCCUCGACGCGCAGCCAUCCUCCCCCUCGGUUGCGAGCGUCAUCGUCUCCGUGACCGGCCUGCUGGUGGUCGACGAUAGCCCGAACCCGCUGCAGUUCAGCCAGGUGUUCCAGCUCAUACCCGAUGGUGGCAGCUAUUACGUGUACAACGACAUCUUCCGCCUCAACUACGGUGCAUAG
This is a messenger RNA of Epithele typhae, 378 nucleotides long. Its product is annotated as nuclear transport factor 2. The record is from RefSeq and is a predicted model, not a curated record. Gene Ontology annotation, biological process: protein import into nucleus. The transcript has 5 exons. The coding region runs from base 1 to 378 and encodes 125 amino acids. Lineage: Eukaryota; Fungi; Basidiomycota; Agaricomycetes; Polyporales; Epitheliaceae. Gene Ontology annotation, cellular component: nuclear pore central transport channel.